Rhipicephalus microplus (southern cattle tick) is the source of this 1536-nucleotide messenger RNA. RefSeq lists its product as uncharacterized. Lineage: Eukaryota; Metazoa; Arthropoda; Arachnida; Ixodida; Ixodidae. The record is from RefSeq and is a predicted model, not a curated record.
AUGAAGCCUCCUGAGCCACUGCACUGGCCGCGGCGCACACAUUCUGACCUUGUCGAACGCGCCCUCAAGGAGUCUCUGCAGACGUUUAAUCUGAACGACCCUUACCACAUAGAGCGUCUGACAUACGAAAUGAUGACGGCAUCUGAUGUGAUUGAGGGACUUGCCGACUAUGAUGAGAACGCUAUUGUGAUAAAAGGCUGUGAACUUCCUCAUGGCGAAUUUAAGCUGCUCAACACAGCUGUUGAUAACAAGCGAAACAGAACGAGACCUAUGACAUGUAAAAGCAUCAAGCGUGUGCAACUGCUCUCAGGAAGAUAUUUCGGUAAGCUUCCAGAGGAAUUACGAAAAGUUACGGCGAACGCUCUUAUAAAUCACCUCGGAUUUCGUGCUUUAGUUCGCCUGGCAGCCUUCAUGCCAGACUCUUUGCACGCGCUCAGAGAGCUGUCUUUCCUGGAGGUCAGUGGCCGCUCAGAGGUUCCUGACAUCGACGGUCUGUGUCUUCGAGCUAUGGAGGUGAUUCUACCACUCUGCUUGGUCAAGGCUACUGCACUGCCACUGAUACACGAUGGCACUGCUUUUUCGCAGCGGCGAUGGCUGUCUGACCUCGAGGUCGCUUUCCUCCAAGCAUUGCCACGGGUCCAAUGGCUUGACGAGCGGGCACUUUUCGCGUUAGCCUUUCGAUUGCGGCGAAUACGUGUAGACCCACCCUAUUCAAUCGAUCAAGUCCGGGAAAACGCGGAGUGCCUUCCGUCUGACUUGAAAGUCGGCAAUACGCUGGAGGAUAUUGUUGGCUUAUAUCGAAAAAUACGGAGUCGGCGUACACUACUUGAACUGCGCUCCGGUCCUGACUGGCGGCCGCUGUCUCCCCUUAGCAUGUGGCCCUACUUUGACGCUGGUCUGCGUCGUGUUGGCAUUCCUCAAGGCCUGCUCAAUAACUCAGUGCCUGCCAACAGCACCAUAUUUGGUUUCCACCUCGCCCGAGUUGCCGUUCGCUUUUACGCGUCAAUGGUGCCUCUUUUAUACUCGAACUUCGAGUAUGAUCGUGAAGCUGCGCUGGACUUGGGCCCCGAUUCACAGCGUGCACUUCAGGGUGCUCGGCGCUGUCUGGAAGACGACUGGCGGGCACUUUCGAAGCAGGAUGCGGAGAAGGUGCCGCUGCCGUAUAGCCUACUAGAUGAUCGAGCCCGUUGGCUGCGUCGGUGGCUGCUCGAACAGACGCUGGCAAUCGAGCUAGCUCUACACGCCUUCCGUGCACUUCUUCUCGAUGUGCGCCGCAUUUGGAAGCUGCAGUAUCGGUUUGUCACUUUGCCAGACUACACUCCGACGCAGCUAUUCUUCAUGUAUUACGCCGUGGACCACUGCGAAAAUGACUACGAAGGCUUCGAGCUCAGGCAGUUUCUUCAGCGAAAACGACCACCGGCAAAAAUGAGGGUCAACUUGCCGCUGCGUCACGUGGGGGCAUUCGCUGACGCUUUCGGCUGCAAACGUGGUGACCAGAUGGUGGCUGAUGAACCAUGCACGAUGUUCGUGCAUUGA